Messenger RNA from Colias croceus (clouded yellow), 15986 nucleotides. It is a transcript of the gene HERC2, whose product is annotated as probable E3 ubiquitin-protein ligase HERC2. The coding region runs from base 151 to 14610 and encodes 4819 amino acids. The transcript is spliced from 89 exons. Gene Ontology annotation, molecular function: ubiquitin-protein transferase activity; metal ion binding. NCBI's taxonomy places the organism in Eukaryota, Metazoa, Arthropoda, Insecta, Lepidoptera, Pieridae. Gene Ontology annotation, biological process: protein ubiquitination. The record is from RefSeq and is a predicted model, not a curated record.
UACUAUUUUGCAAUUUAUAAUUCUGAUUUUAUGUUUCACAAUGAAAUACUUAGACAUUCUAAAGCGAAUUUACUUUAGUAGACAUCUGUAUAAGGUUGUUUAUUAAUGUACUCUUGCUCGAAUUUAUAGAAUUUCAUCUUAUUAGACAAAAUGUCUAUAUCAGAGGAGCAAGAUGAUUUUAUUUUUCGGCCACAACAACAUUUAGACCCUAAAUGGUUGAAUCCUGACUUACAAGAAGCUUUACAUUGUCCGGACGCUCUCUGUACAUUAUUUAAUAGUUUAAUUCAGGACAGAGAGAUCUAUUUCGACGCCGGAAAUGGUCUAGUUAAUGGUGCUGGUAUAACUGCUAAGCUUGGUGAUAGUGGGAAGUAUUAUUGUGGUCUUAGGAUUCUUUCAUGCACAUGUUGUGACGGACUGUGUGGUCCUCAUUCGGGAUGUGCAUGUCCUCCUUGCACUGCUCUAUCGGCUGAGGAAGAACUUCGUGCUUCAAUUCAGUCUAAACUUGUUGCACCACCCAAUACUAGUCAAGUUAUUGAUGAAAUUAAAUGGAAAUUAGACCCAGGCCCAGAAUGUCUUCAAAGUGUGAUGGAAUCCUUAAUUUGGGAGCAGCGUGUGAGAGCCAUACACACAGCUGUGACCUGCCCAUAUAUCUCACAAAUAAGGCGCCUAAUUGUCAUCUGUCAUAGACAUCUUGUUGCUGUAAUAAGGGAGCAAAAUCAUCAAAAAGAACCAAAGAAAGUUAAAUUGGAUAAAGCACCUCAUGGUGUAAGCAACAGAGCUCUAAGCAAUGUUGUGGCUACUUUGAAGAAACCUGUUGAAAUUUGUUCAGAGGCGCAAGAAGAUAGUGAGGAACAAACUGAUGAUUCAGAAAGUGCACUUGCUCGCGUAGGAGCCAGAGCUGCCUUGCGACUGGCUCUAUCUCUCGUAAGACGCGCCUGGCGGUGCGGUGAAGACGCGGAUGUGUGUUCCUUGCUAUUACGCGACGCGUUGGAGGCCGUGCGAGCGUUGCCUGAUGCAGCACUGUAUGCUGGAAAUGGACAAACAAGCAUUACGGCACAACAAACACCACGCUCGCAGAAAAUAUGGGCGGAAGUUGUCGAUAGUGCAGCGAAAUUCUUGCAUCAAGUUGUUGCAGGGGAAGUUGGUUGUAAUGUCCCACAAGGCGAUUGGCGUACUUCAUUAUGUGUGUGGGUUGAACUAUGUGCUAGAAGAGCAGAGCUACCUGCAUUACUGAAAGCAGCUGAUGUCUUGGUUACACUACCACCUAAACAGAAACGACAGUCUGAUAACAGGAUAGUAUUAGAAGAAUGCACAGCACCAUUAGGACCAUUUCUAAAGAGGAUGGCGAAAGUAUUGCCUCCAAAUCCCAUCAUCAAUUCUGAACCUAUGCCUGAAGACAACAUGACAGCAACAUUUCUGAAAGAAUUAGAAAUACCAAGUGGUGAUGGUCUCAUGAGUGUGAAAAAAGCAGGCAUUGCUUUGUUAUGCCAUUUGGAUAGACUUGGUGCUCCACUGUUACCACCUUUGAAAGGAUUUGUUACAUGUACUGAGUCAGCUCAAGAAGUAGUGUCAGUUGGUGUUGGUCCCAUUCAACUCGGAAGUUUAAGAGUCCAACAAAUAGCGUGUGCGGAGAAAUUGGCUUUACUCCUUACUCAAGAUGGUGUCAUAUACACUCUACCCUAUGAUACACUAACACCUCAUUUAGUGCCAGGUCUCGAAGGCUACACCAUAGCGCAGGUAGCGUGCCACCCCACGGGCCGACACUAUUUAUGUCGAUCUACAUGUGGUGGGGUAUGGACGUGGGGUUCGGGGGAAGAUGGCCGCUUAGGGCAUGGAGAUACGGCCAAUAGAGACGCUCCACAGACUGUGCACCACUUGGCACAUCAUGAGGUAGUGCGGAUCACUGCAGGACCGGCUUGCAGUGCAGUGAUCACUUCUCGCGGUGCUCUGUACACUUGGGGGCGAAGCGCCCAGGGCCGCUUGGGACAUGGCACUAUCGAAAAUUGUCUCACACCACAACCGGUCGCUUUCAACGCUCACAAUAUUGAGAGAAUCAUUGAUGUCGCUUUAGCGUGGGGGGAAGGCCAAACGCUCUGUUGCACGUGGGAGGGUGCGGUACAAGUGUUUGGAGACAGCGAGGGCGGGACCCCGCGUGCGUUGUCCGCACUUGCGAUGUUCCGAGUCACGCGUGUGUACACGGGCGAUAAUUGGCACGCUGCACUCACUGAUGGUGGUCAAGUAUACACAUGGGGCAAAGGUGAUGGAUAUCGAUUGGGCCAUGGAAACUUUGAAACUUUUAAAAUACCAAAACUAGUGGAGGCCCUACAAGGUAUAAAGAUAAUAGACCUAGCUUUGGGCGCGAUGCACGCAAUCGCUAUAACAUCAGAUGGACUUUUGUACGCAUGGGGUACACACGAACGCGCUCAGAUUUCUAACCCGACUCCUCAGCCAAUACAAGUUUUCAACCCAUCUUUUAAGGCCAACGGUGUUUCGAGUGGUACUAAUCAAAUUUUAGCUUGGAGUGAGGAGAAUCCAAGGGACCUUCCAUCGUCAAUGCCUUUUGUUAUUGAUCUAUCUGAAAACACAUUCAAAUUUUUAGAGAGGUUAUUGAGAAUUGCUGUUGAACAAAGUAGUGCAGCUAAUAUGAAAGAAAACGAAUGCCUCGCCAUUUCCUGUCUCAACCUGCUUAGACUACAAGUACACGCGUUCCAAUGCGCGCACGGUGAUCUCGAAGACACUGAGGCAGAAAGCCGCUCUUGGUGCGCGGGCGUGCACGGUGCGCUUGUUGCACUUGCUGAAGGACGAGCUGGUGCUGGUGCUGCGGCGGCUGCGAGACGUGCACUGGCUGCUGCCUGGCCCGUGUUACUGCCGACGCCACAUGUGCGCGCGCAUCACCUGAUAUCGCUGUUACCACAAGGAUCAGUACCUGCCAGUGCGGGCGCGAGGUUCAUGACAGAAUUACUUGUGUGGUCGUUGCUUGGAGGUGGAGGUUUAAAAGAUGCCUUGUCUAACGCGCUGCAAGUUAAUUCGUCUGAUUCAUACAACCAUUUACAACUAGAUGACGAAUUCGAUCAAGUCGAUAUUGUAACGGGACAACGAAGUCGGCCUACCACUACAAUGUCAGAUGAAUCUGAUGCUGUUCAAGUGGAAUGCGUUGAAGAAUAUCAAAUAAGUAAUGCGGCAUCUGCAGAUAACGGUUCGUCCGUUCCCUUGAUGCAUUUGGUCAAGCAUUUAAUAAAGAACACAACUUGUCAAACACAAAUGCAUAUAAAGUCGAUAAUGGACGGUGAUAUAAGUAAGACUGAUGAUUUAAAAGGACACGACACUGUCAGUCCUAGCUGUGAUUUGUUGAUACGUUUUCAAAGGUUACUAUUCUGCGAAGCGAUGUGGUCCCGCGGCGGACGAAGUACGCGUGGUGGUGUACGCAACUUGCUCACUCAGUACGCGACUUUACUAGCUGAGCACGUACAGUCGACUCUAACGUGCUUUGUACGUGCUGUACAUACAGCGGACAGCACGCAGCUGACGAGCCUGUGUGAUCUCAUUAGUGCUGAUAUUGUUGGAAGAGUAGUAAGUGAAUUGGCGGUAUGGGUGUGUUCAUGCGCAGCUCGCUCCGCCUUUGCUCUCACAGACUGUUUAGUGGCAUUUUUAAAAAUUAUCCGCGCGUGCGAUGAAGCUGCCAAAUCUUUACCUUCUGCUGCUAAAUUAGACGCUGAUCUGUUGGGCUGGCCUGCGUUGGUAUCUAGACGAAACCAAACCAACAUGUUUGUUGUUAGAAAAUGUGACUUGCACAACCACAAUAAAGAAGGUGGCUCAUGGAUCAUCAUAGCCGGAUACGUAUACGACGUAGAGAACUUUGAGUGCGCCAACGCAAGUACAGUGGAACUAGUACGUAAGAUGCGUGGCAGUGACGCAACAGCUGCGUUCAGUACGGAACCGCACGCUGCGUUUCUGUCGCGUGUUACUGAGAAGUGUGUCGGCAUGUUUACAUCGCAAGUGCACAGCCAUAAGUGUCAAGAGAAUAAGUCAACCCUGCGCACGCACCACGUGCUAUCAUCGUGCGCGUUUCACCUGACGCUCGGAAUGUCGCAGAGCGGUUUGCGAUUGGCCCGUUCAUUGCCGGUGCAACAAGCGGAACGGGACACUAGCUCACAUGUCAACUCUGUGUUCUUGAGAGGGGGACUUCAGACAUCCCGACCAGCAAACCCCUUCGAAGAAGAAAAAGCGGAAGCCCGCAGCGGCUCUUCAACAGGUGGCAACAGCCCCGCAAGCGAAACGGCGCACUUCUCCAACGCGUUGCACGCAAGCACCGCGCCCGCAUUCGUGACGCAGAAGACUAGAGUGCCCAAAGCUAAUGUUGGUCAAGCGAGCGCUGAUGCGUUGUUACAUGCGCUCGCUGAGCCUAAGUUACAUGACCCCCUCGCCUUACAUCUUUGGUGGGCGUGUGAAAGACGCGAAGGUUGCGCUCCACACUUCCCGCCAGAACAUCCUUUGGAAGAAUUGAGAAGGGCAUUAUUAGCCGCUCUUCUGUACCACGCUGGGUUGAAAGAACACGCCUUAGCGACGGCUACUGCAGAAAUGGAUAAAGGAGAAGUGAAAUUAUCACCAGCAAUGUCGGAAAUAGUUAAAGCAGUACAACAAAGUAAAUGGACGUUGAUGAGGACAAGACAGCAAUUAUCUCGGGGUUAUAAAGAGGUUUGCGCAGCACCCCUAGAAAGAGCUCGUUUCCUUCUACACGAAGUCCGUGCAGCCAUAUCGCCAGCUGUAUCAGCAUUACAAGAGCGGCCACCAUCCCGCCGCUCGCCUACUUCCAAACUCAUCUUUAGAAAAGUCAUGAAAUUGGCCAAGUCGCCCAACUUCAAUAGGUGCAUGGAAACAACAAAAGAAUUAAGAAACAGACAAAACAGUCUCAGUAAAAGUAUGCUUAAAGCAACGGGAAGUUUAUUGCAAGGAGAUGCUUUAUUAAUCAAAUCAACGAUCGCUAGUCAGUCGAGUAAAACUAUUGAUGAAAUGCAGCCUACAGUUUUUGAGGCAAGGGGAGAUGGGGAUGGUCUAAAUCAAUCGAAAAUUAAACCAAAAAUUAAACAAAUUAAGCCUUUUGACAAGGAAUUAAAAAAUGCAUCUAAUUACGACGAUAUGCGCCACGAAAGUAGGAGUGAUAUGAAAGAAAAAGACGAACUACAAGAAAGAGAUGACGAUAAAACACCUACAAACGAAAUAUCCAUAAGUUCUAUUAACGAUAUAACUGAUAAUUCAGUGUUUAAAGAAUCCAUGGAAAGUGAGAAGCAUGUAAUGUUAUUAGCCGAUGAUCUCAAGAAUGAACUUAUAAUUGCUGAUGAAGAAAAGGACGAUGAUAGUUCCGAACGAAAUAAGUUCGUAAACGCCUGGGUGUCUCGAAUGGCUUGUGAAGAAAAAGAUUUAUAUUGGUUGCUAGAAGAAGUAACUCAAGAACAACAACAUUUAACGACAUCUAUUAUUGAUUUCGUUAUGACUGAAGAACCCUGUGAUAUAGAUAUACUCAGACGAGCUUUGUAUUGUCAGGUACAAAGAGCGGAGAUAAGAAGAAAAGGUUAUUCCAUUAUAAACAGUAUUAUUCACUCAUCACAAACUAUGUCAGAUAGUAUUAAAUAUGCGGCAAUGUCGGGUAUUGCGGGAGCUUGUAUGGCAGACUCGGUUCCAAAUACACCUUUAAAACCCACCAUUCCAUUGACUAGACCAUUGCAGGGCAUUGAAUCUGUGAUACCAUACUUGAAGUAUAUGGUGCUUUUGGAGAAGUCGAAACUAAUGGACUUUAUACUGAUAGAGUUGAGGACGAGGGUAAUUGAAGGGGAACAAAGUCAGCCCUUGCCUCUUAAGAUGAGCGCGAAUUAUGGAGCUCAUGCGUUGUUGAAUAGACCUUCUAGAGCUAGGUUUCUUAUCACAUUAUUGUCCCUAUUGAUUGAAGGAUGUCAGGGCCCGGAAUUAGAACAGCUAAUCAAUGGUGGAGCGCUCAGUUCCUGUUUGACUUUGCUUAAACAAAUCGGCGGCGAUACAUCACAGCACGCGUCACUUAUUUGUCAUGGAUUAAAAUCUAAAUCUGAUUGCUUAAUUAUUUAUGAGGACGAAAGACUAGGCGCAAGAGCAAGAGGAGCGUCUUUAUCUGGACCAGAAUUAGCUUCUUUGAUGAAGAUUGGAACUCGAGUUGUGCGCGGAAAAGACUGGAAAUGGGGAGAUCAGGACGGUGUACCCGGUGGCGAGGGCAGAGUGAUCGGCGAGCUAGGCGAGGACGGGUGGGUGCGCGUGGCGUGGGAUGCCGGUGGUACGAACUCGUACCGCAUGGGCAAGGAGGGCAAGUACGACCUCAAGCUCGCACGGUCACCCUCCCCUCCGCCGUCUGUUGUUGAGACUAUACAGGGGUCGUCGGAGACCACUCAAGACUGGUGGCCAGUAAGCGAAGUUCGCGCGGCAUGUAUAAGCGCAGUGCGUGCUAUGUGCGCGGGCGUCAGUGCGUGCGCGGGCACCGGCAGCUCGAGUACAACUGCGCGUAGAAACGUCGCCGCACUGCAGAGGAGACUGCUGGCUCUAGCGCAUGUGCACAUCUCACCGCCGCCUACAGCGUUCGGUGGACAGUUGCACACGGCGCUUGCUUUGUUGAGAGCAAGCGCUCAAACACUCGAGAUGAGGAAAGCACUUUGCACAGAUUCGUGGUUCGAACUUUGCUACAGUAUUAUUUCCUCAACCGACAAACCUAUCACGCAAGAUUUGGUUUAUCUGCAGAUCCAAUCAGUGUGGCUGUUACACCGUGUACUGGGCGAGCACGUGGGCGCGGUGGAGUGGCGGCGCACGGUGAGCGCGCAGCUCGCGGCGCUGGCGGGCCGGCUGUGGCUGGAGACGCACGGCGCGGACCCGGCGCUGCGCCCGCACGCGCACCCGCACCCGCUCGCGCCGCUGCCGCACCACGUGGACGAGGAGGAAGUGGAUAACAGAUGGCGUGCGCCAGCCACAGCAAGUUACACGGGCGCGACUUGCGCUGCGAUUAUCAACUUGUUACGACAGUUGCACACUAUGCCGCAGUGGCACGGACCCAUUACUAGCAUGUUGCUAGAGAAAAUGCAACUUGCCGCACAAAUGAUAACAAACGACUGGCAUUGGUGGCCACAUGCAAGUCAAGAUUUUGCGCAAACUUUGAGACCGGCGCCUCCAUCGCUGAAUAACUGUUUAAUAGCUGGCGCCCUUGGUGUUUUGGGUGGUAUGGAAUGGCGCGUCCGUCUCGGCCAGCGGGUCAGCGCUGGGUCGCCUCCAAAGAACGCUGUCGUCACACAGUUCUCUACAAGAGCCAAAAUUACUCUGGUUCAUGAUGAUAACACGAUAACUAAGACUGAUCUAAAUAGCGUGCAAAACUUAGAAUGUGAGAAGCUAAGUCAUCCACUAGGCGGCGGUGAAAGUGCGCUUCGUGUGUGCGCAGCCUUACUGGGCGCGGGACCGCAAGCGUCGCCCAUGCACCCACACCAUUUGCCUGCCGAUAUAGAUGUUUUUGGACUAAGGAGGCAGCAAAUGGAGCUAUUAACCCUAUCGGCUGUUAGAGGAUUGUUGACGACGCGUACGCGCCUCAGGAACGUGUUAAUGCAACCGCCUGAUAAUACUAGUGCUUCCCUUGAAAGAGCGAUCAAUUCACCCGGAACGGAGGGUACUCUAUUGCGACGUUUAUUGGCGCUAGCGACUCGUCCCAGUCCACUCGCCGCAUCUCACACACCUAAAGAACUGACCACAGCCGCGUUGGCGAUUUCUCAGCAGUUAGCUGCACAUAUAGCGAGUGAAGAAAAAGAUUAUGAAUCUCCACCGGAAUUACCCAUCAUAGACAAAAGCAACGUACUGCAAAUGUCUAUGGGCCCAUCUACAAGUACAGCUUCAUUGUCUCGCAAAGAUCUCAACACGUGGGCUAACUCUGCGCAAGUACAACAAGUGAUAGAGAUGGGAUUUUCGAGACAUGCUGUAUAUGGAGCUAUACAGACGUUAGGUGGUACAAGUCUACCAACAGUCGAGGCAUUAGUGGCAUACCUAUUAGAAUUGCCACAACAAGGCAUGGAUGAUUCAGUGUUCGAGCCCAAACCGCAUUCCUCUAAAAUGGAAAAGAAACAAACUCCAUACAGAUGGCGUAGUUGUUUUGCAUCUGAAGACGAAUAUGCACAAUACCUUUCGGAUAUUAUUACUCCUGGAAUGACCGUACGAUGUUGUAAGGCAUAUGAGAGUAUUGCUCUUGGCGAUGUUGGACAAGUGCAGAAAGUUGAACGUGAUAUCAAGCAGAAUGUUUAUUUGCAUGUCGAAUGGCGUGGCUUAGGUCGCAUAUCUGGUAUUCGGGCAUUACACGCAGAAGUGGUAUCUGGUGCACCACCAUUCACGCCUGGAGAUAGAGUGCGUGUGCGAGCCGCUGUCACUCAGCCGCGGUAUAAGUGGGGAUGUAUAGAUCAUACCAGCGUGGGUACUGUUACCGCUAUAUCAACCAAUGGACGAGAUUUGACAGUAGACUUUCCACAACAACCUGGAUGGACUGGCCAAGUGAGCGAAAUGGAGCUAGUCACAGAUCAAUCGGAAUGGGGAGAAAGCGCGGGUGGUACGAAUGUCGGUUGGCGUGGUGCAGUACGUGCGGUUCGAGUGUCGUCAUGUCGUGCGGGUGCGGGAGCUCGUCGCUUGUUAGAUUCGCAGCCGCAUACGUAUUGGCAGAGCUGUUCUGGCACUGGACAGCACUGGAUCCGCGUAGAGAUGCGUUGCGGUGUGCGCAUCCGUCGGCUCGGUCUCGGCGUGGCGGGCGGAGUGCACGGACCCUCAGCGCUGUCAGUACGGGCGGGCUCCAGCUUCGAGGAUGCGUGUUUGGCGCCGCUCGCUGCGGUGCCGUGUGCGCCCGCGCCGCCCUCUAGGGAUAGACCGCCGACGCACUUGGCGCAGAUACAACUGCUGUCUGAGUGCAAACAGUAUUAUUCCUGCAUAGAAAUUGGUAUCAAACAAAAUCGCAACGUCAACGCUGACUGUCGCGUAUACGGCCUCUACAUCACUGGAUUCAGACCUAACCCUCUCUAUACCGAAAUAUUAUCUAGCAUGAAUUUUGUAGCGGAAGAUUGGAUAGAGAGAGAAACAACAACUGGUGCGAUGUCUUCUGAUAAUAAUGCGCCCAUUUUGCCAUCGGAUUGUCCUAAAGUAUAUGUAUGGGGAUUGAACGAUAAAGAUCAAUUGGGCGGAGUAAAGGGCUCUAAAGUGAAAGUACCGGUCUUCUCUCCAGUUCUUAGUGCAUUGCGUCCCCUACAUAUCGCUGGCGGAUCUAAAACUCUCUUCAUUGUCUCACAUGAUGGCAAGCUAUACGCAUGCGGAGAAGGUACCAAUGGGCGGCUCGGUCUUGGCCACAGUAACAACGUGUCUACACCGCGAGCUAACCCGUAUUUAUCGCAUGUGCUAGUGCGACGAGUCGCUGUGCACUCUGGUGGGAAACAUGCUUUAGCUCUUACUGCUGAUGGAAAGGUGUAUUCCUGGGGUGAAGGUGAAGACGGCAAAUUAGGCCACGGUAACCGUCUCACACUAGAAGCGCCUCGUCUCAUAGAAUCGUUAGCGGGUGAACGCGUAGUGAAUAUUGCGUGUGGAUCCGCGCACAGUGCGUGCGUGACCGCGCGGGGGCACUUGUAUACUUGGGGCAUGGGGGAGUACGGGAGGUUGGGGCAUGGGGACGAUGUGACGCAGUUGGCGCCUAAGAUGGUGGAAGCUCUUGCUGGAUUCAGAGUUAUUCAAGUAGCCUGUGGAUCACGAGACGCACAAACAUUAGCUCUAACAGCAUGUGGCAAAGUAUUCUCUUGGGGAGAUGGUGAUUUUGGCAAAUUAGGUCGUGGAGGUUCGGAUGGAUGUGCUGUACCAAUGAAUGUUGAGAGAUUGAAUACACUUGAUGUUAUUCAAGUUGAAUGUGGUGCUCAAUUCAGCCUAGCAUUAACGCGAGAUGGAGAGGUAUGGACAUGGGGCAAAGGGGACUAUUUCCGCUUGGGACACGGCUGUGAUGCACACGUGCGAAGACCAACGAUCGUCGAAGCGCUAAAGGGCCGCCGCGUGAUACACGUGGCCGUAGGCGCUCUACACUGCUUGGCUGUUACUAGCGAUCAUCAGGUCUGGGCAUGGGGAGACAACGACCAUGGGCAGCAAGGCAACGGCACCACCUGCGUGAACAGACGACCAGCUCUCGUCGCCGGCGUGGAAGGAGUCCAGCGUGCAGCAGCUGGUUCUUCGCAUUCUGCUGCGUGGGCGCUUCGCCCCGACCUUGGGGCUGAUGCACACGCACCUCAUGUCACACCACUGCCCUUCCCGACGCUCAAGGAUCCACUUGGCGCGCAUAGUCUUGGUCUAUAUUCAGAGGAAAAUAACGUAGAGGAAGCUCCCGGUCCUCGGCCAUCAUUAGCAGCAGCGGCGCUUACGCUAGAGCCACCUGUAGCUGUGCAACAUGCAUUGUCUUUAAUUUUACUCGCGUUACAUAUUACACAGGCGCGGUGCUUGCUCGUAGAAGCGUUACGAGCUCAUGAAGUAUGUAUGAACACGCCAUCAGUGGGGCUGGAAACUGAAGACGAUGACACCGAGGCUGAUGCAAGAACAGGUGGAGGGGAGGCGCCGGCUGACAGAGCCACUUUACCCAGUGGGGCGAGCAGUCCGCUCAGCGGUUCGAUUUCAUCGCGACACUCAGCCGUGAUGUCAUCUAGCGCGGUAUCCGUGGCUGCAGCCACUAUGACCGUGCAACAAGCUGAAGCGCCUAAGGUGGAACUGGAUGACUUCACAUCACAAUUGGGCGAAGCGGACGCAAGGGCCUUGGUCGAUCUAUUGAAGUUGGCUGCAGCUGGACGUAUGCCUGAUGCCGGGAACGCUGUUAAAGUGAUCACUGAUGUGCUUAUGGCUCUAUGCGCCCGUAAACCAAGCGUAGCGGAUAUGGUAGUAGAGGUGUGUGUAUGCGAACUGGAGGAAGCUGCGGCGGGCAGCGUACGUACGCCGCCACACCCCGUCACCGUGGACAGCCCCCAUCCUUAUGCGGAUGAUACUGAUAUAUCGGGCGUCGUAAAGAUCCUAGGCGCUUGUUCUCUCCGCGUAUCGUUUGAGCAGGGUUGCUCUACGGAGCGCCGUAACGACCCGCUCACUAUAUCGGAUGCAGCAGGCAGAGUUUUGGCCACUCGAUCUGGGAGGGAACCCGCUGAUUGGGCACAGGAGGUUAUUGUUAAUGGAGACGAAUUGCGCUGGAGAUUUACAAGCGAUGGAUCUGUUAAUGGUUGGGGAUGGAGGUUUACUGCGCAUCCAGUGCUGCCUACACAUUCUCCUGCGGAUAGCGGAACAGACCGAUAUGUGUUAUCGUGUCCUUCAGUGGAAUUAGCGUGGAGACUAUUGGACGGCCCCCUCUUGUCUGCAAUUUCGAAUGAUCACCAGCUUGCACCAAGAUUGGCUCAAGCGCUGGCGAUUUGUGCACAGAUGCCAACAUUAUCGUGGCGGGCCCGCGUGUGGUGCGUGCGGCGACUGCGCGGGGUGGUGUGCGGCGCGGGCGAGCCGAGCGCGGGCACGCCGGCCGCGCUGCAGCACUUGCCGCAGCUGCUGCAGGCGCAGUACGAGCACGAGGCGCCCGCGCUGCGCACCGCCACGCAUCUCAUGCACACGCACUAUCUGAAGGAACUAGCAUUACUUGCAUGUGGUUUACGAAUGGACGCGCGGAUGUCCAACGGAUCGGAUGCGGCGCGGUGGUUCAAGCGCUACUGCGUGUGCGUGCGUACAGCUGACGCGUUGAUACGUCGCACCCCACUGCCUCCACCGUUCUUAACUGAUGUGCGCAAAAGAUUAGCAGAUCUUGGCGUGUAUGGAGACGAGGGUGGGGAACAAGGUUCUGGGAAUGUAUGGGAAGAUAAUACGAAGUUUACUAGGCAGCAUGAUGAACAAUUGCUACAUUGGGUGAAUAAGCGCCCAGACGAGUGGACAGGUUGGUGGGGCGGCGGCGCGCGCGGGUGCGCCGUGUACGGCUGGGGACACAACCACCGCGGGCAGCUGGGCGGCGUGGAGGGCGCCAAGGUGCGCGCGCCGGCGCCGUGCCACGCGCUCGCCGCGCUCAGCCCCGUGCAGCUCGUGGGCGGCGAGCAGACGCUCUUCGCCGUCACGCCCGACGGCAAGGUGUACGCGACCGGUUAUGGUGCAGGAGGUCGUUUAGGCAUAGGAGGCAUCGAUUCUGUAUCUCAGCCCACUUUACUAGCAUCGCUACAACACAUCUUUAUAACGAAGGUUGCGUGUAAUUCUGGUGGUAAACAUUGUCUCGCCUUGUCUGCGGAGGGUGACGUGUACAGCUGGGGUGAAGGUGAAGAUGGAAAACUUGGCCAUGGAAAUAGAGUGAGCUACGACCGGCCAAAGCUCAUAACCGCGCUGUCCGGGCUAGAAGUAACAGCGAUAGCGUGUGGUGGAGCGCACUCUGCGUGUCUCACAGCACGCGGACGUAUCUACACGUGGGGCAAGGGGCGGUACGGGCGUCUGGGGCACGGGGACUCGGAGGACCAGCUCGUGCCCAAAUUGGUGGAGGCUUUGGCUAACUACCGUGUUAUAGACGUUGCGUGCGGUUCAGGUGACGCACAAACCCUUUGCAUUACGGAUGACGAUAAUGUUUGGUCAUGGGGAGAUGGCGAUUAUGGAAAACUGGGACGUGGUGGUUCUGAAGGUUGCAAGUUACCAAUGCGAAUAGAUUGUUUAAAGGGACUGCGUGUGAUAAAAGUGGAAUGUGGGUCGCAGUUUUCCGUGGCGCUCUGCCAGUGUGGUAGCGUUUAUACUUGGGGUAAAGGUGACUAUCAUAGGCUUGGACAUGGAAGCUAUGAACACGUAAGGCGGCCGAUGCGGGUCACCGGCAUGCAGGGGAAAAUGAUUGUUUCUAUUGCAACUGGAAGUUUGCAUUGCGUGGCGUGUACCGAUACAGGCGAGGUGUACACUUGGGGUGACAAUGACGAAGGGCAACUUGGAGAUGGAACUACGCUCGCCGCUCAAAGACCUAGACUGCUUGUUGCUUUACAGGGUAAACGCGUAACAAAAGUAGCAUGUGGCAGUGCGCACACAGUAGCACUAUGUGUGGAAGCGCCACGUGCUCCGCGACCGCCACCUCCACCGCCGCUUGAGUGUCAUUUGUUGAGGGAUAUGGCGCCGCUUCAUAUGUGUUAUAGAUUGGUGCUACUACAUCAAUUUUCUGAACUUGUGUGCCCGAACUUACCGUUCCUGAUCUUGGAAGGACCACUCGAUCAAUUAAGGACAUUAUUGUUCUAUAGUGUCAAAGAAGCUGCGUUCCGAAAGGCCAUAAUGACAACAAUGGUUCGCGAGCGCCAACACGGUCCCGUAGUAGAGUUGUCCCGUGUGGCCGCUCGCCGCGCACGUCGCGGUGGUACUGGACUCGCUGGUGCUGCGGGCAUGCGCUCCGUGUUCGGGCAGAUGGUGGCCCGGCUGCCUGCGCUUACACAGGAUGCAUUGGCGCUGCCACAUAGAGUGUGGAAGGUCAAAUUUGUUGGUGAGAGCGUGGACGACUGUGGCGGCGGAUACAGCGAGAGCAUAGCAGAAAUGUGUGAGGAGCUACAGAAUGGGUCGUUACCGUUGCUAAUGGCAACGCCCAACGGGCGCGGUGACGCUGGCGCCUCGCGUGAUGCAUUCUUGCUCAACCCCACGGCUAAUACACCACUGCACCUCAAUUGUUUUAGAUUCUUAGGUGUACUAAUGGGCAUUGCGAUCCGCACGGGCUCGCCGCUAUCUCUCUCGCUGGCGGAGGGCGUGUGGCGGCAGCUGGCGGGCCAGCCGCUGCGGCCGCAGGACCUCGCGGAGGUGGACAAGGACUUCCUGCCCGCGCUGCUGUGCAUACGGGACAUGACGCCCGCUAAUAAGGAACUUCAAAAUCUCGAGCUGCCAUUUUCCAUACCAUCAGCAGCGGGUCAUGAAGUACCGCUGUCUACGCGACAUAAGAGAGUCACACCGGAUAAUAAGGAUGAAUACGUGCAAUUGGCACUUCAUUAUAGACUGCACGAAUUCGACGAGCAAGUACGUGCAGUACGCGACGGGAUAUCGCGCGUGGUGCCCGCACCUUUACUCGCACUGUUCACAGCCAGCGAGUUGGAGACGUUAGUGUGCGGCUCGCCUGAUAUACCCGUGCAGACGUUGAGAGCUUCAGCGACGUAUAAGGGCGUGGAACCACACGCUCCACUGGUGCAGUGGUUCUGGGAAGUGAUGGAGGAGCUGUCGGGCAGCGAGCGCGCGCUGUUCCUGCGCUUCGUGUGGGGCCGCACCCGCCUGCCGCGCGCGCCGCAGGACCCGCGCCAGAGGGACUUCGUGCUGCAGGUACUAGACAAAUAUCAGCCGCCCGACCACUUCCUGCCAGAGAGCUACACAUGUUUCUUCCUUCUCAAGAUGCCAAGAUAUUCUUGCAAAGCUGUUUUACGGGAAAAACUACGAUACGCAAUCCACUUCUGCAAAAGCAUAGACACGGAUGAGUACGCGCGCGUGGCUCUGAGCGCGGCCGAAAGAGUUUCCUCCGAAGAGUCGGACACAGAAGAACCAGCGCCAACAACCACGGCUCCUCCACCGCUCUACAGCAUGACGAGGACGCCCACGUGGCUGUAGGCACGAGGCAUCUUUUGUACCAUUAGCUUUUAUGGGCCCGGAUAUGAUGCGUGAGACGGAACGUGGAUGGGAAAUAACUAGAACUUGUAUGGAUAGAAUUUUGGAAAUUGAACCCAUUGCAGAUUCGAGGAUAUAAAAAAGUGUAUGAAAAUAGUAAAUGAUUUUAGUGAAGAAUUUUAAAAGUUUAAUCCUUAUCACUUUCAUUUAGGCGUUGUAUAAAAAAUUCACUGAAAUUAACACCUUUUUCGUGUCAGUGAUUUCAAAGACUAGGCUCAUUGGAAAACUCUGCCUAUUACAGGUGUAGGCAGAGUUUUGCUAUGGACAGUUUUGAACGUGAUUGUUGUUGUUUAUUUUAAGUCAAUUAUAUCAAUACUAUUCUGACAAAUUGUAACUAAAAUUUGAUUCCUGGGUAGGGUCUAGUUAUUUGAUGUCCAUUUAAAAACACUAUGGCAGUCUAAUAGUCUGUACGGAAAUGUUCCUUUUCUGUUAUAUUUAAUUUAUUUAGUAUCCCUACAGUAUUAUUUAUAUGUUAUGGUCUUUUAUAUUGUGUAUAUGAAUUGUAUAAUCAAUAAGAGUUUAUGAAUUGGCUGAAAUUAUAUUUUAUUCUGCAGCUAAAUCGAAACUUUUUCUAUAGCAUUCUAUAUAAUUUAAUAUUGUUUAUAUACCUACUUUUUAUUUUUUACUUGAAGGUAAAUAAUUCGGGACACCGUUAUGAUACAGAAAUUAGAAUAACUAUAUGUAGGAGUUUGAUCUAGUUGUAAGUUUUAGCUUCCUUUUUAUACUGCAUUCCAACCAAGCGCAUAUUUAUGCUUUGCAAUGAAUGUGCACAUAUUUUAAUAUUAUAUGUGCUUAUUGUGAACAAAAUUAGAACAUUGUUAAAUAAAAAAAUAGGUUAUCAAUUCUUUUAUAUUUAGGAAGAUCUUUAGAAUUGUGACGGGAGUGGAGUGAUAAGAGAGCUUAUUGUGUAUGAAGUAAGAAUGGACCGGAUUUAAUACAAAAGUACAUAUUUUAUAGUCUGUGCUUUGACGCCUUCAAAUAUUUGAGUUAAUUAGGGUGGAUUGCACAAUCUCCCCUUUUUGUUGGAAUUAAAAUAAUCAAUGAAGAAAGCGAAUUAUUGUUUUUUAUACAUAUUGCUCCAUUACAUACUUCUUCGAGUAUUUAAGACUUACUUUUCAUUUAUGAAUGUGGACUAUUUAUUUCGUGCAUUUCCUUUUUUGUUAAUGUAUGAAACACUAUCUGUAUGUACCUAAACUACCAGAUUUCUUAUUUAACUAUAAUUUGGAGUUGUGACUGAAUCUCAAUUGAGUAUUUGAAUAAAAAAUUUUUUUGUGCUAAAUGGAAAGAUUAUAUAUUAGUUUUAUAACAAAACUAUUUUU